This is a messenger RNA of Psilocybe cubensis, 657 nucleotides long. RefSeq lists its product as uncharacterized. The record is from RefSeq and is a predicted model, not a curated record. The coding region runs from base 1 to 657 and encodes 218 amino acids. Lineage: Eukaryota; Fungi; Basidiomycota; Agaricomycetes; Agaricales; Agrocybaceae. The transcript has 4 exons.
AUGCCUGCUGUCUUUGCUUUAAUCAACGACCAGCAGUGCAAUGCUAGUUCUGCAUUGCCGCUGCCAUUGCCUCUAUCGACGACUAGCAGCUUAGAGCUGCAGCUAUUAGUUCAUUUCUCCGCCCCUACCACCUUCCUCAAUGAACAGCAGUCGCAUUGCUGCUCAUUUUGCCCCCCACCACCAUCUCCCUCGACAUUCGUAUCGCUGCCGCCAUUGCUCCCUGCCGCCGCAGCCUCCAUUGAUGAUGGCAUCAUCAUCUCUCUUGCCCCUGCCUCCAUCUUCCUCAACAACCAGCAGUUAGGCUGCUGUUUCUGCUUUCCCGCCAUCCGUCAACAAACCAAGCAUGCGCACUCAGCCAAAGCUGCUGGUUUCUCUCUCCAUUGCCCUCUGUCCCCUUCUUCUUUAACAAACCAGCAGCUCAAACCAGCAGCUCGCUAUGCUGCGGCUUUGGGCUGCUGGUCUGUCCACUCUGCCCCUGCCUCCAUUGACAACCAGCAGUGCAAACUGCUAGUCUGUGUUUUUACCGGCCCCGCCUUCUCGACAAACCUGCAGCUCACUCUGCUGGUUCUGCGUCGCCUUCAUCCUUGCAUCCUUUUGCUCUGCUGGUCCCCUGCUGCACCCACCUCCUUGACAAAACCAGCAACGCAAAGUUGCUAG